UAAAAUGCACCACGAGAAACCUGCUUCAGUCAUAGGUUGUGGGGCAGGCAGCGCGCUCUCCCGUCCGUUCCCAUGAUUUGCUCUCUCCGCAGGUCCGUCUCGAAUAAGAGCAUGAUGCGGGCUCCUCGGCUUCUGUCCAGCGCUUUCGUCUUGCACCUAAUCCUUUUCGUUCAUUCUCUGCCAGUACCCGAGGGAAAACCCUCCGCCAGACAAAAAGCUUCGGCGGGCUGGCUGCAGAAGUCUCAUCUCUACUCCCUAAAGAAGAGAGGGAGAUCCAGCCACCCACAGGACACCCUGAAAGAUGUGUCCCAGACCAAAGAGGCCCAUGUGGGGGUGGACCCACCUGAGAACAGCACGGAUUUCUGGAACCGUCCGCGCUGCGGUGUCCCAGACUACCCCAGGGAGAAGAGUGGGGCCUUUGUGGGGAGGCAGCGGCAGAAGCGAUUUGUCCUCUUCGGGGGACGCUGGGACAAAACCGACCUCACCUACAAGAUCGUGCGUUUCCCGCGGCAGAUGAGCAAAGACAAGGUGCGCAGCAUCCUGCGGGAGGCCAGUCAGGUGUGGAGUGACGUCACCCCCCUAACCUUCACCGAAGUCAACCAUGGGAGAGCUGACAUCAUCAUCGACUUCACCAGGUACUGGCAUGGAGACAGCCUGCCAUUUGACGGCCCCGGGGGAAUCCUUGCACAUGCAUUCUUUCCCAGAACACACCGGGAGGGAGACAUUCACUUCGACUAUGACGAGACUUGGACAGUAGGCAAUGAUUUGGGUACAGACCUGCUCCAGGUAGCAGCCCAUGAGUUUGGCCAUGUCCUGGGCCUCCAGCACUCCCUGGUUCCCGGGGCAGUGAUGUCACCGUUCUACAGCUUCACCUACCCGCUGCAGCUGAGUGAGGAUGAUAAGCAGGGGAUCCAGUAUCUGUACGGCUCACGCCGCCCUGCAGCUCCACCAGUCAGCACGGAGAUGUUCAGCAAUGAGAUCCUCACUACUGCCCCGGAUGCCUGCCAGACAGAUUUUGACGCCGUGUCCAUGAUCCGAGGAGAGCUCUUCUUCUUCAAGUCACGCUACGUGUGGCGCAUCCGAGACGGGCGGCUGCAGAAGGGGUACCCAGCGCUGGCUUCACGCCACUGGCAGGGGAUUCCCGACCGCGUCGAUGCCGCCUUUGAAGACCAGUCUGGGAACAUCUGGUUCUUUCAAGGUGGCAGUUACUGGGUGUUUGACGCAGGUAGACAGAUCACAGGGCCGGUCCCUGUGCAGCACCUGGGUCUCCCCGUGUCGGACGUUCAGGCUGCCCUCAUGUGGGGGCAGGGUAAGGCUCAGAAGGUCUACAUCUUCAAGUCAGGCAGGUACUGGCGAUUCAGCCCCGAGGAGAACCGGAUCGACACCGUACACCCCCGAAGCAUGCAGGACUGGAGGGGCGUCCCCAGCAAUGUUGACGGCGCCUUCCAGGAUCUAUAUGGCUACGUCCACUUUCUCAGCGGGAAACAGUACUGGAAGUAUGACCCGAUGGACCAGACGGUUCUGGAAGGUUACCCUCGUGUUACUGGAAUGGACUUCUUUAGUUGCCCUGCGUCUAAUUAUCGGUAAACUCACCACUGCUGAAUGGUAACAUCAUGCCAAACCA
Messenger RNA from Megalops cyprinoides (Indo-Pacific tarpon), 1624 nucleotides. Its product is annotated as stromelysin-3-like. Bases 73 to 1587 code for a protein of 504 amino acids. Lineage: Eukaryota; Metazoa; Chordata; Actinopteri; Elopiformes; Megalopidae. Gene Ontology annotation, cellular component: extracellular matrix. Gene Ontology annotation, biological process: proteolysis; collagen catabolic process; extracellular matrix organization. The record is from RefSeq and is a predicted model, not a curated record. Gene Ontology annotation, molecular function: zinc ion binding; metalloendopeptidase activity. The transcript has 8 exons.